GAAACACUCAUUCUGGACGACCUUUCAGAACACGAAAACAAAAAUACCGCUCAAAAAACUGAAAGAGAUGUAAGAUUGCUUGAAAGAUUUUUGAAAACGAAGGACGAAGACAGGAAAAUUGAAGAUAUUCCAGCGGCUGAGUUGAAUUAAUUCAUUAGCGAAUUUAUUAUCUCCGUACGCACUGAAGAUGGUAACGAGUACGAGCCGACUUCGCUUCGAAGUUUAAUGGCCAGCUUCGAACGACAUUUGAAGAAAAAGGGCUAUUCUGCCGGCAUAAUCAACGACUUGGUCUUUCAGAAAACCAGAAAAGUUCUUCAAUCCAAGCAAAAGCAGCUAAAGAAGCAAGGAAAAGGGAAUAAACCGAAAGCAUCGGUAGCUUUGACAACCGAAGAGUUAAAGAUAUUGUACGAGAAGGGUUUGCUCGGUAUGUGUAGUCCUGAGGCGCUAUUAAACACGCUCUGGCUAAACAACACUCUUCACUUUGGACUCCGUGGGUGCAAAGAACAUCGUGAUUUGUGUUGGGGAGAUGUAAAGCUUCACAAAACGGCAAAUGGAGUGGAAUACUUGGAGUUCAAUGAACGUCAAACGAAAACUAGAACUGGCUCAGACUACAGCAAUGUCAGAGCAGUACCGCCGAAAAUGUUUGCGACCGACGAAACUGAAAGAGAUCCUGUCGCAGUCUACAAAUUUUUUGCCAGGAAGAGACCCGAGGAAAUGAAUCAAGACAAUGCUCCCUUUUAUCUGGCCGUAAACAACGGUUUGAAGGCGGACUCGCUCGCAAGAAAAAGCUGGUUCAAGUCCGGUGCGGUUGGCGCAAACAAACUCAACGGUUUAAUGAAGACGAUGGUGCAUAAAGCAGGAAUCGAAAACGACAGGCUUCGAAAUCACAGCGGCGGAAAGACAAUGAUCCAGACGCUAAGUGAAAAUGACAUUCCCCUACGCAAAUUGCACAGCUAUCUGGCCAUAGGAAUUUGAAGAGCAUAGAAAACUACAGCACUGUUUCAACGAAACAACAGAUGCACAUGUCAAAAGUGCUAAGCAGUGUGGUGGCUGGUACUCCAGCUUCGUCCUCUUCUGAAACAGCUUGUCCGUCGUCCUCCGACUCCCAGAAUACCGGUAAGCAGUCCAUGGCACUAUUCAGCGGAGCUGUUAUUCAAGGUGGUAAUUUUUCCAUUUAUAUCAACACAGUAAAUCAGUCUCCGACGCUUACCAUAGAUCCGUCAAGUCCCGAAGCGGCGAGAUGGAAACGUCUGAGGCCUUUAGAACUGGAAAGUGACUCUGAUGAUAACUGA
Molecule: messenger RNA, 1292 nt
Organism: Pocillopora meandrina
Lineage: Eukaryota; Metazoa; Cnidaria; Anthozoa; Scleractinia; Pocilloporidae
Source: the annotation of a GenBank genome assembly